CAAUCCUCCUGUCUGAUAGUCGAAAGCGACCAACGGACUCGAAGCUGGUCUCAAACAUAUUCCCAUUUCGUUUCCUGAUGGGCUCUGAUGCCGUAUCCUGCUCCAGGUUUCGCACAACUGUCCGCUCUCUUGAGUCUGGUGCACAAGCGUGGAACCAGAUCACCGGGUAACGCUCACAUCAAUCGUCACGAUAGCGCCCAGAGUCGUCUCUCUCUACCAGGAGCCGGUAGAUGUACGACUUCCAGAUGGAACUAGCUGUCUCUGUCUUAUCGGGCAGCUCGUCGAUCAAGACGACCAGGACAUUCUUG
This is a messenger RNA of Didymella exigua CBS 183.55, 308 nucleotides long. RefSeq lists its product as uncharacterized. The transcript has a single exon. The coding region runs from base 88 to 255 and encodes 55 amino acids. Lineage: Eukaryota; Fungi; Ascomycota; Dothideomycetes; Pleosporales; Didymellaceae. The record is from RefSeq and is a predicted model, not a curated record.